GCAGAGCAUCCUCGACUCCUUUGCUAGGAGUCUUGCAAUGAAGUUCAAGGCUGCCUUCUCGGGUGGGGUACCUCAGCGACAAUAUGGUCCUAGAAAGAGCAUUCAGAGAGAUCAUGCAGGUGCCCAUGAGCGUCUUGUAGCGGACUACUUUGCUGAAGAACCACUCUACCCCGAGAGUAUGUUCCGUACUAGAUUUCGUAUGAAUAGGCGUCUCUUCCUAAGAAUUGUGGAUGCCCUUGGUCAGUGGAAUCCCUAUUUUACUUAUAGGGCAGAUUGUGCUGGUCGAAUAGGGCUCUCACCACUUCAGAAGUGUACAGCAGCCAUGCGCAUGCUGGCUUAUGGCAGUCCUGCAGAUGCUCUUGAUGAGUACUUGAAGAUUGGGAAGUCCACUGCAUUACAGUGCUUGGACAAGUUUGCACGAGGGGUGGUUGAGGUGUUUGGUGGGGAGUACUUGCGACGCCCCACACGUGAGGAUGUUGAGAGAUUACUCCAGGCUAACGAGUCUCGUGGUUUUCCUAGAAUGCUAGGUAGCAUAGAUUGCAUGCAUUGGCGUUGGGAGAAUUGUCCUUUAGCUUGGAGGGGGCAAUUCACCCGUGGUGAUUAUGGAGUUUCAACUAUAAUCCUAGAAGCCGUUGCUUCCCAUGACCUUCAUAUUUGGCAUGCAUUCUUUGGAGUUGCUGGGUCAAACAAUGACCUUAAUGUGUUGAACCAAUCCCCACUUUUUCUUGAUGCCUUAAAAGGAGAAGCCCCUCAAGUUCAGUUUUCAGUCAAUGGCAAUGAGUAUAGAACUGGUUAUUACCUUACUGAUGGUAUAUAUCCAGAAUGGGCAGCCUUCAUGAAGUCAAUAACACUUCCCCAAACAGAGAAGCAUCAGUUAUUUGCUGAGCAUCAAGAAGGGGCAAGGAAAGAUGUGGAGCGUGCUUUUGGGGUGUUGCAGUCCCGUUUUUCCAUUGUUCGUCGUCCUGCACGCCUAUGGAAGAGAAAGAGUAUUGGAAGGAUCAUGCUAGCUUGUGUGAUUCUCCACAAUAUGAUAGUGGAAGAUGAAAGAGAGGAUGUUAAAAUUCAUAUUGACUUGAAUGAGAAUCCAGGGGCAUCCUUUGCUCUACCUCCUGAAGUGAACACUAGUCGUAAUCCACGCUUUGCUGAUGUCAUGCGUAGAAAAGCUGCUAUCCGAGAUCGUCCACAGCAUACCCAGCUUAAAAAUGAUCUCAUUGAGCACAUUUGGCGCAAGUUCGGAAAUAGGCAACGUAACUAG
Messenger RNA from Sorghum bicolor (sorghum), 1255 nucleotides. RefSeq lists its product as uncharacterized. The transcript has a single exon. The coding region runs from base 38 to 1255 and encodes 405 amino acids. NCBI's taxonomy places the organism in Eukaryota, Viridiplantae, Streptophyta, Magnoliopsida, Poales, Poaceae. The record is from RefSeq and is a predicted model, not a curated record.